GUAAAUCAAAAUGAUGCAUAGUCACGUGGUACAAUUUCAAUAUGGUGGACGAUUUGAUUUAAUUUUUACAAGAAAAUCCAUUGAUUUGUCGUAAUUAUGUCUACUAGGCGUUUCAAAAGACCUUCGUCUGCCAGAAGAAAUAUUCGACAAGAAUCCUUUACACCAUUUGUCAGUUGUACUAGAUUGAGGAAUGUCCAGUCUUUGCUGGUAAACAAUCCAGAAGGGAAAGAUGAAGUUGACUCUAUACUCUGCAUCUUAGGCAUUGAUAGCAGAUACAACGAUGGAACCAGAGAACUGGUGGAUUAUCUCUUGUUUGACUUCUUCAAUACACGCAAAGCUGAGAUUGAAAAAUCUGGAUACCCUGAGGAAGUCAUAGAUGAUAUGAUUGUGCUGGUGAAGAAGCAAUGUGUCCAUGUUUACUGCAAUCCAAUUAACUACAUGUAUCUGCUGCCUUACAUUGCUCACUGGAGGAAUCUUAGAAUACAUUGCCUUACUGAUGAAAAGUUCCAAGAUGAAGAAUAUGCGGAGGAAUUUAAAAUUCACAGUUUUGUAACCAUGACAACAGGCUGUUCUAUGAUUGGAAUACCUUAUAACAGUACAGGGCAGAAGUUAGUAUUUGACAAGAUGGUGAUUGAAAGGUGGCCCAUAGUACAAGCAUUUGCUUUAGAAGGGUUUGGCAGAGGAGGUUUCUUCACUAUGCAUCAUGAAGUGGUAGAUGUAAGUCAUUCUGUCAGCAAGUUGUAUGAUCUGAUGGACCCUGUCUUUCUGGAGACUAUCAUCACAGAACGUGUUAGGUUAUUUGAGGGUCAGUGGGGCACCAUGCUGAGUACAGUAGACAUAGAAAGAACCAAAGAUAUGGCUCAAUUGACAGAGAGUUAUGUCUGUGAACCUUUAAGAACUUACUACAACCAUGGUAGAGUUGGUACUGCUAGAUCAAAUAAAGUGCUUGAGUCCCAGAGGCAGCCAUAUGUGUUGUUUGGCAGCCACUCUUCUAAAGCAACUCUUGAUGUGGUCAAGUCUCAACCUACUUCCAUCAAUGGCACAAUCACAGAUGUUGGUCUUGGAGGCCAACAUGCCAAACACAUGGUGUGCCAAGCUGUGUCUCCUAAAGGCCCUCUAUGUUGUGCCAGGUCCUACUUCUUCACAAAUAGCCACACCCCUCUGGGGAAGAACAAUAGCUUGGCAGAUAAGACAGAUUCUUCAGAUAUUAGAUUAUUAAAUAGCCUGUAUCUCUGCAUGGUUGAAGCAGUGGCCUCAUCCAUAGAAACAUAUGCUCAAACACUAAGUCUCUCAAAGGCUGAGGAUGAUGUUAAAAUGUGUCUGGAGGCAAGUUGUAAGAAGAGAGAUGUUUCCUUGCCAGCAUCCUUUUGGUCUAAUGCACAUGUAGACUUCAGAAUAGACGCUGUAGAUAAUCAUGGAAGGAGUGUUUCCAUUACUGACAAUGAGUCUUUAAAGAUGGUGAAAUAUGCCUGCCUGACACUGUAUGAUGUUCCUAGUGUUGAACAUAAGGGAGACACACUGGGCUCCCUUGUCUUUGGGGAAUCAUUCUUAGAAUCCAGCAUACAAGUUAUAUGUGCAGAUGGCAGCAAAAGAUUGGACAGUGAGCUUACAGUAUUAACCAGAAAUGUGCCAAGGUUCAUAACAUGGACAACACCAAAUGAAGAACAAGGGCUUGUAGAGAGAAUGAAACAACUCACUCAACAGAGUACUGAGAAGCAACAAUUUGGCAGAGUUCUCAUAGACCAACAAUCAGCAAAGAUGCUCAGUGACACUAACCUCUGUAACCCCGAUGAAGGGGAGUUGACACUGUAUGAGCGAAGCAUUGUUUUCAUCAACAGUCGCCAUGGCCCUACAUUGCUUCCCCUUGAUCAGUUUGAAUCUCUUUCAUUCUAUGAUGGCGAUUCACCAAGUGAUUCACCCAGUGUUGUAGCAUUUGUAAUUAUAAGAUACAACAAAGAGCUAUGUAGUAGCCUCCCUUCCCAUCUCCAGAGUCCAUCCAGCACAAUCAUUCUAGCCCUCACUCCUAAAUCAAAGGCAUACAAAGCUUUCUUCAGAGAGGUGCUGCCUUUAUGGAGGAAAGAGUCUCACACACCAUCAAUGGAACUUCUUACUGAACUACAUGACAACAUUAAACAAUUGCAUUCACAUCUACAGCUCCAAUACACCAACACAACAUCAGCUAAAGCCACCCCACUGAAAAAAGCUGUUGCAAAUCUGCCAAAUCUUCACACAUUUCUUGAUCAUUUCGAAGGCUCAAGUGUAUCUAGUUUGGACGUGUCCUAUAAGGAUGUGAACAUAUUAACCAAGAGACCAUACGACAGUGGCAACUUUGAUGAUUCAAAUCAGUUAGUGGUAACCAUCCUGACAGGGGUACCAGGAAGUCAUAAAGAGAAUCUCUGUACAACUCUUGCUAACCUCUCCAAGGAAGAGGGAAGGUGGGUUGUGUUGAGGCAGCCACUAGACAACACUGAAGCAUUUAAUGCUGAGAGUCUCCAUGGCUCCCUCUACCAAACAUACCACGCACAGAAGAAACGCAAACCAGGGUCAGCUGCAACUAAACGCAAGAUGAGAGCUUUAAUUGUCACUCCUGGGUUCACAGAUAUAGUAGAAGUGGUCCGUGCUGUGAUGACCCAUCCAGAUAAAGAGGUGUUGAUGAACCUUAGAAUAGGAGCUGUAACAGCAUGUGUUGACCCACUCAAUACAUACAUGCAAGACAGGUUGACACUACCUCACCUCCUUGAGCAAUGUGGUCAGGGUUGGGUGAAUAUUUACACAAACAUGUACUACUCCUUGAACCCAAAGAACCAGGACUUAGCAGAUGUCCAGCAUCUCAUUAGGGCUGUCAAUUCAGAUGUAGCCCUACUACUGGCACCAAAAGGAGAGGUUACCAGGACCCCUGAUUUGGAUCUUAUCCUGUCAGACACAGCCUAUAACAGAAAUGAUCUUGCCAGAGCACGUCAUCUCUCAUACCCUGGCUGGUCAAUUUGUGUCUUCAUUAGAGACAGACUAGAGCCCACCAUGCAGGAGACAUGCCUUAAGUUCUCACAACCACUAGAUAGACAGAGGUUUGCUUCUCGGUUGAGAGGUUUGAAGGCAUUACUGAAGAGGAACUCCUUUGAAGGAAAUAUAUAUGUAGUGAAAGGCAGAUCAAGAUUUACAGACUCACAGAGUAUGAUGGAGUUUGAGUAUGUGACGUUGAGUGGGUCACUGAGUCUAGUCCCUGCGGAGGUACAGCCCACCCCUCCCUCUAGGAGUAAUGGACCAUCCACACAAACCAAUGGCCACUCUAACUGUACUGUGUUCAUAGGAGUUGACCUUCAGGAAGAAGUUCUCAAGAACUGGCUGAGGCAAUGUGCUCCACAGAAACCUGUUAAGAAGAACCACAAGAAAAAGUUUGAUCUGACACCAGCAGAGAAACAGAAGAUACAUAAGGACCAUCACCUAGAGCCUCCCCCUGAAGGAUGGUUCUACAAUGGAACACAUUUUGUCUGUAUGACUGGAGAGAAAUCUGACAAACACCCUGAUAUGGAUAAAUUCAUAGCUGAUUACCUGACUGAAGUGAACAAUAAAAUUGAUAAACACAAUGCUGACAUUGAUGCUCAAGUAUAUCUGGAUCUCUUUGACUAGUGUACAAUGUAUAAUUUAGCCAAUAAUGAUCAACUGCAGGCAUUCACUUUUGGUACAAUUCUGUAUGAAGAAAUGUAGGAUUCAAAAGUAAUGUCUUAACAUUUGUAAAGAAUAUGUAAGGCUCAUUUAAACAUAAAGAAUGAUUAAAUGAGUUCCUGUUUUUCGUAUAUUUUUUGUAUUGACAUUGUAUGUAGAAGAAGAUGUUCAUUUAAAAAACAUUGAAAUGAUCUCAUUCAUAUUCAGUAAGUUGACAAUGAAAAUUGUUAUGUAGAUUCUCUUAUAACUAUUUUAAAUUAUGCUCAUUGUUGACAGUAGUGUUAUUUGGGGGACUAACAAGGUUGUAGUGUUUCUAUUUAAUUCAGAGCCUAAGACCUCAUAUGUUGAGAUGCCUUAAUGUGUAAUAUAAUAUCUUUAUUAUAUAUCACUGGCAUUGACACAGAACACAUGAUUUUAUAAUAGUUUAAAAAAUGGGUGCCAUAUUGACACGAUCAUACCAUACACCUGCUGAUGGGACGAUAACUAAUAGAAGGGUUACUAAUGUAAG
Molecule: messenger RNA, 4171 nt
Organism: Owenia fusiformis
Lineage: Eukaryota; Metazoa; Annelida; Polychaeta; Sabellida; Oweniidae
Source: the annotation of a GenBank genome assembly